Molecule: messenger RNA, 1517 nt
Organism: Culicoides brevitarsis
Lineage: Eukaryota; Metazoa; Arthropoda; Insecta; Diptera; Ceratopogonidae
Product: monocarboxylate transporter 12-like
Exons: 3
Coding region: 72-1481 (469 amino acids)
Biological process (GO): transmembrane transport
Cellular component (GO): membrane
Molecular function (GO): monocarboxylic acid transmembrane transporter activity
Source: RefSeq, a predicted model, not a curated record
CGUUGUAGUUAGACGUCUUUAGUAGUUUUGCGUCUCUCUUUAAACAAUUUUUUCUCAAAAAGUGAAAGUAAAUGCCAAAAAAUUACCGAAAUCUCAACAACAACGCGCCCGAUGGCGGUUACGGAUGGAUAAUUGUAGCGGGCGCCAGUUUAACGAACAUCUUCAACCAAAGUCUCGUCUCGCUCUUCGGUUUAUUGUUCGGCGACAAAAUCACAUCAAUAACCCCGAGUACCGGAGCUGCUGCCAUCGUCAUGAACGUCUCGAGCUUAUUUCUCAAUUUUUCCGGUUUACUCACGGGACCUUUGCUGAAAUUUUACUCUCCUCGAGCACUGACGAUGUUUGCGAGCUUUUUGAGCGGAUUUGGACUCAUCGCGAGUGCUUUUAGUACAAAAGUUUGGCAUCUGUUGCUUUGUUACUCGUUUUGCGUCGGAUUUGCACUCGGCGUGAUAAUUCAAGCGCAAUUCAAUGCCAUAAAUCAGUAUUUUAGACGACGAAAGGGAUGUGCAGUGGGCAUUGCUGUUGCCGGAACAGGCACGGGACAAGCAUUGAUGCCUCAUGUCGUGCGAUAUUUACUCGAAUUUUAUGGAUUUUCGGGCACUGUGAUGAUAAUGGGAGCUUUAGCGUGGAAUGGAUUAGUUGGAGGAAGUCUUUUUCAUCCCGUCGAAUGGCAUCUGAAGAAAAAAGGAAAGCAGAAGACGAAGCUGCGAACGAUAAAAGUUAAUGGAGAAAGAAAAAAUUCGAUAAAAAAUGAAGAAAAAGUGACAAAAAAGUUUAAAUUGUGGGAUGAAAUUUGUUCUUUGGGGAAUACGUUGUUUGAAUUGUUGGAUUUAAAAUUACUGAGAGAUCCGUCGUUUUUGACCUUGACAGUUGGAUUGGCUCUCGCUUACACGGCAUCGAUUAAUUUUUCCAUGAUUUUUCCAUAUUAUUUACAGAACGUAGCAAAUAUGACAAAAUCCGAAACGGCGCUCAGCAUGUCGAUGUUAGCAGGCGCUGACUUGGCAUCACGCUUACUUCUACCAAUACUCACGGAUCGUCUCCAUCUCUCGAGCAAACUCAUCUUUCUCAUUGGAAUCAUCUCACUUGGAAGUCUUCGUUUGGUUCUCGCUCAAAUUUCCGAUAAAUAUGUCGUGAUGAGCGUUUCAAUAAUUUAUGGAUUGGUUCGUGCCUCGACAGUUGUUCAUCAAAAUCUGGCAGUUUCAGAAUAUUGUCACAAAAAUCCCGAAUUAUUUGGAAAUGCUCUCGGGCUGAAUAUGACAGCAAAAGCGAUUUUUGUGAUAACUUUGGGACAAUUGCUGGCAUAUGUUCGAGAUUUUACGGGAAGUUAUGAAAUGGUUUUGUAUUCGCAGGCUUUUGUUUUGUUGAUUGUUGUUGCGAUUUGGGUACCUGAGAUGAUUUACCAAAAAAUAUUGGAUAAAAGAAGAGAAAGUUAUGAAGAGCUUUGCUAUGAAACUACUCAAUGUGAUGAAUGUUUUACAAAAUAAUUAAUUUUAAUUCAUGAGCUGAAUCCAAAGAAUGUU